AUGCAUUUGGUUAACUUCCGGAUAGCAUCUUUCCGCUUCUUUUCUCAAAGAACUUUCAUUCUUGAACUCGAACUGGCCCGGGGAUCUUGUGAGAAAUGUCCAAUUGCUAGCCAAUCCUCUCUUCCUUCUGUACAAAAUGAGUCGUUGGUCUUCUUCAUCAACACCCGGAAGUGUUCGUCCUGUUUAUGGUGCUCAACACCCACCUUUGAAAAGCCUUUCCAGGAGCCCAGUGAAACAAAAGACUCAAAUUUGAGCAAAUCACCGCCGAACAAAUUGCCGAUUAUGCAACUAGGUUUGGAAUGUAUCCGACAUACAUGGGACUCUCGUGUGGUGUUGGAUCAAAGAAGUACGGCGUGUGCUAGUGCGGCUCGAGGAUUUUGGCAGCUCACGCGGCAGCGGCAGCUCGAGACGAUGCACGCCCCUCCUGUUUCGACAGCGCCCACUGAACAGCAGAGUACAAAAGCCAUGCAACGAUUGGCCAUCCAGAAAGGAAAAGACAAAGAUGUGGCUCGUUUUGAUCGUUUGCGGAAAGUGCUUGGCGCAAAGAAGAAUAGUGGUGGAGCAGAUGGGAGAGCCGAUUCACCACCAGCUGAAAAAUUAGGUUACUUCCCACCGAACAUUGAUCCGAAGAAAAGUGACGUUGCAAAGACCAUGAAGAACUCUUUGGCAUUAUGUCACAUUAUUGACAUCCCGAGAAUGUGCCCGCUGAUCCCGUUAUUUCAACCGAAGCGUUCGAGAGAUGUUCGAGAGGAUUCUCUACAUUUGAACGAUCCGCCAUCCACGGCAAGCAGUUGCGUGCCGGGAAUCAAUGAUCUUGUCACUCCGUUUUUUGUCGUCUUUCUGAGGCGAAUUCACAUUCCACAACACGUUGAGUCGGAACUUUUGAUGUCUCCACAACUACCGAGGGAACAAAUCGAGCUUGUUGAAGCGGAUAGUUUUUGGUGCGUUUCUUCACUCCUCCCGACUCGAUCCAAGACAGCACACACCUUUGCUCAACCGGGAAUUCAACGCAAAGACCUCUUCAUCUCGUCAUUUGGAAGGAAAUCAAGAGCAACGAUUCGAUUGUGGGACACGUAUCUUGCCGAGCAGAGCAGCUUCUCGCAAUUUCACAGCUACGUGUGUGCGGCUUUUCUCCGCGCGUGGAGUAAACAAUUGCAAGCGGAGAGAGAUUUUCAGGGUAUCAUGAUUUUGCUACAAAAUCUGCCAACACAGUCGUGGGGUGAUCGAGAAAUUUGCGAGUUGACAGCCGACGCGUAUUCACUUCAAGCAGUGUUUGAUGGUGCUGCUCGACAUCUAACUUCCGGGCAAUCGAGUCCA
This is a messenger RNA of Mesorhabditis belari, 1317 nucleotides long. The record is from the annotation of a GenBank genome assembly. NCBI's taxonomy places the organism in Eukaryota, Metazoa, Nematoda, Chromadorea, Rhabditida, Rhabditidae.